AUGAACUCACAAACGCAGAGUGUUCAGUCAUUGCUCAAAUCUUUCCCCCAACGUCCAUUUGAUCAGAAAUCAUUGCAUGAACUAGUAGGAAAAGAGGUCGAGAAGUUUCAAGGCAAGUCUUCUGCAGACAACGUCAAAAGUCAAUGGGAGUUCCUCCUUAAGAAUGAGGUGUUCACCUUAGCAGCAACUGAGGGUAGUGCAUUGAAGUGCGACAGCACCUCGUACUAUAACGGUCUCCGCGACAGACUCGACUUGGUGUUGACAUUCACUGAACACGAUGUUUGCGAGGCAACCUUCCCUUUUACUGUCCUUCAGGAUCUUCUCGAAACACAGACUAUCACGUCUUGCUCACAAAUAUUCUCUUGGAUCGAGUCAAGUGCUUCUCGACUCACCAAGGACAUGGUCCCGCAGAAGGGCAAGGCGCUCAUACUACUGCGCACCCUCAAUGAUCUUCUGCGUCGCCUUUCAAAGAUGGGCUCUACGACGAUAUUUUGUGGUCGUAUAUUGACCUUUCUGAGUGGCGUUUUCCCUCUGGGUGAAAGAAGUGGUGUCAAUUUGCGAGGAGAGUAUGGGCCCAUGUGGGAAGGUGUCAAGGACGUUGAGAAAAAGGACGAAUAUGUGGAGGCAGGGAGGGGCCUUGAAGACAGCCAAAAAAUGGAGGUAGACGCUGGAAAGAAGGAAUCUGCAGAUUCUAAAGAUAAGGACGGUAGGUUAGAACUCUGUCAUGAUGUUCUGUGCCUCACGUCAUUCUCAGGUUUCUACACUACGUUCUGGUCCCUGCAACUGCCUUUCUCCCGACCCCCAUUGUUUGCUUUUCCCAAUACAUUCGGAGAAUUUAAGGAUGCUGUGGACAAGGUUCUACCUGUCAUCAAGGAGGCGACCACGAAGGAGCGCGCCAUGAUGGGCAAUAGAGGCACCAGUGGUACAAGCAACAACCUAAAACGCAAACGAGAACCAGAGUUGGGUGAAACGAGUAAUAAUAGCGAAUACUUCUUCGCAAAGUUCUUGACAAGUCCAGACCUUCUCAAUCUAGAGAUUGCGGAUACCCAUUUUCGUCGACAAGUUCUGUUCCAACUCCUUAUCCUCCUUCAUCAUCUAUUAUCGUUCACUAAAGUCGCAAAGGCUGUGUGGUCCACGCCCAGGAAUAGAUCUCUCCAAAUGGACUUCACGCUCGAAUCUGCAGAUGCGCAGUGGGUCCAUGACACCAUCACAAAGGUGUCUGCGGAGCUGCGGUCCACCGCUCCAAACGGUCCUACAUUUGCCGAUACUGUGAAUGUUAUUCUUGACCGGGAAAAGAACUGGGUGAAGUGGAAGAAUGACCUUUGCGCACCUUUUGAUAGGGAGCCAUGGUCGGCUGAAGUGGGUGGCAGAAAGGUAGGGAUGGAAGAAGCCACGAGGGAAGCUCGGUCGAAUAGAAAGAAGGCUCCUGAGUCGUGGAAGUGGAACCUAGGAUCUGAGUCGCUGACUGAGAUAUGGGAGAUGGGGUACAGGGAUCUGUCUGACCUGCAGAAUCCCUUCCAGCCGGGUGAUGUCAAGGAUUUCGUGAAGAAAGUCAAGCAAGAAGAUGCUCGCAUUGACAUGCGCAGAAAGCAGCUUGUGAAGAAUGCUGAACGCUUGGCUCAAGCGCGAGCCAAGGCAGCUGCUUUACAAGAGUCCAGUGCACGGCAAGAGACACCAGCUCCCGCAUCGACACCAGCAGAACCAUCCAAAGUGGAACUGCCAGCAGCUUCGUUCUCUGCUUUGCUAUCGACACCCAGUAUCUCCAGCUCGCCCUUGCAUCCAUCCCUACCCCCAAAACCUGGCUCAUCCCCAGUAAAGUCAUUCCUAGAAGCGGGCGCAUCGAGUCCUGCUCGUCCCCCAAUCACUCUCGCACCGCCGUCCUCAACGAUAGCAGCACCCACACCAACUCCUUCAGCUGCGGCCUCAGUCUCAGAAACUCCCUCCAUCUCUGUUCCACCACCCGCCUCUUCUCUUACUGAUGACCAGAUAGCUCGAUAUGAAGAGAACAGACAACGCUGGUCAUGGCUUGCAUUGCGUACAGCACGAGAUCAAUAUCUGCAGCAUUUUGGCAAGAUCGGUACGGGAGAUGUUGUUUUACUUGCCAAUGAGAUAGAGAUAGAGAAGGAACGAGAAAAGAAUCAGAAGACGCAGAAGGCCGAAGAGAUGCGUGUCCUGGUGACUGGUGGAGCUGGCUACAUUGGUUCACAUGUCAUCUACGCUCUACAGCAGACAAGAAGAUACAAAGUCAUAUCUGCCGACAACUACCACAACUCAUUCCCUGGGUCGCUCACUCGUGUAGCCCAAAUUGCGCAAGACACACUUCCCGAAAACCCGUCGGAGGCAGACAAGGAGAGCACAGAAAUUGAUGUAUUUCAGUGCGACUUGACCAACUCGGAGCAAAUAAAGGGCAUCUUUGAACGCUAUGGCAAGGGUGGAAUAUGGGGUGUUGUUCACAUUGCCGCGUACAAAGCGGUCGGCGAGUCUGUUGAGAUUCCCUUGACGUACUAUGCGAACAACGUUGCUGCUACGGUAUCGUUGCUGCAGACCAUGUCAGACUUCGACUGCACUCGCAUUGUCUAUUCAUCUUCUGCUACUGUCUACGGAACACCCCCUGUGAUCCCAAUUCCCGAAACGACGCGUCUUAAAGCAGACAGCCCUUACGGCAAGACAAAAGUCAUGUCUGAGAUGGUUAUCGAUGAUUUAUGCCACGCUGAACCGAAUAGAUGGCGUGCCAUCUCACUUCGCUACUUCAAUCCUGCAGGUGCGCAUCCCUCCGGAUUGAUAGGCGAGGACCCCCGCGGUCGCCCAGGGAACUUGUUACCUUUGCUAGCACAUAUGGCUAUUGGACGUGUAGACGCUGCCACUCUGCAAGUGUUCGGAAAUGAUUACCCCACUCCGGAUGGUACCUGCGUCCGAGACUACCUCCACGUGCUUGAUUUGGCCUCCGGACACUUACUCGCUCUUGACGCACUUGCGCCUGAAUCUGCUAUCUUUGAUAACUGCCCUGAUGAUGCGCGCUACAAGGCUUACAAUUUAGGGAAAGGAAAGGGUAUGAGUGUCCUCCAGAUUGUCGAGGCGAUGCGCAAGGCUACAGGAUUCGAUUUCAAAUAUGAGGUCAUUGGGAGACGCCGCGGCGAUGUUCCUGAUCUUACUGCGGAUCCUGCGCUGGCCGAAAGGGAGCUGGGCUUCAAGGCACCGCAGCCUCUCGAGGUUAUGUGCCGAGAUUUAUGGAACUGGCAGUCGAUGAACCCUCAAGGAUAUACCCAACAGUAA
Suillus fuscotomentosus is the source of this 3273-nucleotide messenger RNA. RefSeq names its product THO complex subunit 1 transcription elongation factor-domain-containing protein. Gene Ontology annotation, biological process: beta-D-galactose catabolic process via UDP-galactose, Leloir pathway. The transcript has 13 exons. NCBI's taxonomy places the organism in Eukaryota, Fungi, Basidiomycota, Agaricomycetes, Boletales, Suillaceae. Gene Ontology annotation, molecular function: UDP-glucose 4-epimerase activity. The record is from RefSeq and is a predicted model, not a curated record. The coding region runs from base 1 to 3273 and encodes 1090 amino acids. Gene Ontology annotation, cellular component: cytosol.